UGGUGCAGAGGGAGAAUUUGAGAUGCAACGUGCGGCCCGGAUACAGGAUUACUGCAAUUAAGAUCAGUUUCAGUGCCCCCUUAAAAAAAAAACCUGCGCCUCUCAGUGGCGCAUGUGCUUGCUCGCAUUUAUGGGUGCAGAUGUAGCUCGAGCCCGCGCAUCUGACUCACCAAUUAAAGAAACCGUGUUUUCUAGCAGCGAGAGGUCGGAUUUCCGCGUUGCUACUGAGCGAAGAUACGCUGCCAGACUUUAAUUUGAGAGACGGCAUUUGCGCCCCGUCUUGCUGGAAAAGCAGGGUGGGAGGUUCCAGAUGCCGCGAAAACCGUUGUGCAUGAAUUUGGUGUAGACUACACGGUGUUUGAAAUCAAACGGCCGCUAAGAUUGAUUAAGUAAACUGAUAGUUUGUGAAUAACGACGUUAUUUUGUAAUAGCACGUUUAUUCGACAAGUUGUAAUGGACAGACGAUGCGCAACGCCACAUUUGCCUUUUCGAGCGUCUUUCGCCUCGAAGCGCAGAGAAAUGUACAGGGUGGCCGCGGCUCCGCGCAAGGACUCCCUGGCUGCUCUCCUUGAUGUCCCUCUCCUGCGCUGACAACCCGUGAUACCGGCGCAUCGACAGUCCAGCCACCGGAGCCGCAGGUGUGUGUCAUCGAAAAAGGCGGAAGACAACGGAAUUGGAUGCCACCGAGAGAAGCGGCGGCGAGGCAGCGUGUAUGACCGCCCAAACCUCACUGUCUCCUGGUUUUGUGGCCCCAGCGGCACGACGCGAACGAUGAAAGCUUGGCAAGUUUGAAACUUUUGCUUGAUGGACUGUGAUUAAAGAGAAUGAUCUUUAUGGUUAUUGGCGCUGCUUUGGUGAUGGCGAUAGCGUGUUGGUUGGACAUGAACGCGCUGUUGGACCGCUUUCACAACUACAUCCUUCCACACGUGCGGGGGGCGGACCGCGUGUGCCACUGCAGCUGCGGCAGGCACAGCCUGCAGUAUGUGAUCCCGUACGAAGGCUCCAGCUCCCCGGACCGCGAUGGGCCAGCAGGGGGCAGUAGUGUGACUAAACAAGAGAUGGAUCUGGUUUUGGGGCUACUACUGGGCUUCUGCAUCAGCUGGGCCCUUCUGUGGCUCGACGGUGUCCUUCAGCGCCUCCUGCGUGUCUGGAGAAGUCGACGACAGCAGGAUGCGUGGCGAGCGUGGAAGUGGGUGACGCGCGUGUGCAGCGUGCGAGAGCUGCGAAGACACUUGCAGCUACGCAGACACGAUGACGCAGGAGACAACAACGUAGUUCACAUCAAACAGAAGCACUACCACAACGGGCACCCGCGCAGACCAUAACCCGCGCACCCAUACAGCACCACCCGCGCAGACCAUCACCCGCGCACCCAUACAGCACCACCCGCGCAGACCAUCACCCGCGCACCCAUACAGCACCACCCGCGCAGACCAUCACCCGCGCACCCAUACAGCACCACCCGCGCAGACCAUUACACAGACACCACAAUGGGCACCUGAGAGAACCUUAACGCACACACCCCACAACAGUGAAUAUUUUCUCACACAUACAUAACCUUGGAGCAAAGGAUGGAGUAUUUCACCAAUAGCAGGACUGGAAGCACAGACUCUGGGUUUUUGUUUUUGGUGGGGGGUGUCUGGGACCCGUCUAAACAUCCAGCCCCUCCUUCAGACAGCAAACAGAGGCCACCUUUGCACUUUCUUCCUGCCUGAGAUAUUAACACUGAGGUUAGAUGUUUAUUUUGCUUGCUAAUGUCUGUUUUUACAAGUUUGUCAGGCGUGUUAGUUUUGUACAGCAGGGGUUCGAUGUGUACAUAUUUUUGUUAAAAAACUAGUCAAUUUGUGUAUGAGAAGUUUUGUGUAUAUUUUAGGAAAAACCAGCAUGUCCAUGAAACCUUAGUACUAUGGUGCAAUUCUAGAAUAUUGGUGCAGAGCCAGAAUAUUUUAAUGAGACAUCAGCACAGGCAGGGACUUCCUAGAUUUGUGAUUGUAAAUGGAUACGUUGUAUAUGGAGAUGAGUGUUUUAUUUGGUAAAAUUGUGUGUAUUGUGGGAUACUAAUGUGCAUUUAAAAAAAAAAGUGUGACACUAGUUUAAAGCUGGAAAGGAGAUGUUUGUCAGUCUUCCUCUUUAGUCCUCGAAUAUCCAAAUGUUCUCGUGCCGAUGUGCGUCUGUUUGAAUAAAAGGUGAUUGAGUGGAACUGC
This is a messenger RNA of Electrophorus electricus (electric eel), 2204 nucleotides long. RefSeq names its product transmembrane protein 240b (gene tmem240b). The record is from RefSeq and is a predicted model, not a curated record. Lineage: Eukaryota; Metazoa; Chordata; Actinopteri; Gymnotiformes; Gymnotidae.